Asparagus officinalis (garden asparagus) is the source of this 2730-nucleotide messenger RNA. Its product is annotated as F-box protein SKIP14-like. NCBI's taxonomy places the organism in Eukaryota, Viridiplantae, Streptophyta, Magnoliopsida, Asparagales, Asparagaceae. The coding region runs from base 511 to 1650 and encodes 379 amino acids. The transcript has 2 exons. Gene Ontology annotation, molecular function: protein binding. Gene Ontology annotation, cellular component: cytoplasm. The record is from RefSeq and is a predicted model, not a curated record.
UCUUACUCUUCGGUCCCCCUCCUCUCCUCUCCUCUCCUCUCAUAGAGAAGACGAAGAAGAAGAAGAACGAAGAGAGAUCCCUCUCAAAUUCCUCCCCUUUCUUUUAAUUCAUUCCAUUUAUCGUCUCGAAUUAAGGUAUCUUUUUUUUAAUUGGAUCGAUUUAGGGUUUUAAUUUGGGUUAUGUAGGAUUGGGAAUUGUAUCUGAUAUCAAUCGUUGUUUUUUUUUCCCAUUAUCUUUUUGGAUUGUUCGAAUCCGUACAAGAGACUCAGUGAAAUUUUUGAUGCUGAUAUUUUUUUUGCUUGCUAUCGAAAGUUGAGGGUUUUCUUGUGAGAUCUAGUGUAGGGUAGAGAAAAUUGAGUGGAAAACAUAAUAGAAAUAGGUUAGAUUGAGAUUAGUUGAAAAAUGGAUUAUUGUGUUGGAAUUUGAGGCAAAAAAAGCAAAAAGAUCGGGUUUUCCUGUGAAAUCCGAGAAAAAAUUAGGGAUUUCUUUUUUUGGGUAGGAUAUCUAAGAUGACCCUGAAUUUUAGUCCCUACUCUGUAUUUCCUGCUUCGAUCCGGUCCGAUGAUGAUUUUGGAUCCCUGGUUUGGGAUAAGGGCGUUGAGAAUUGUGGCAGUCCUAAUUUUUUUGCCUAUGAGAAUGGAGGGGGGAGAGAUUGGACCGAUCCUAUCGAUUUGUUGCCGGCGGACCCUUUUGGUAUGGAGCUGAGUUCUAAUCUGGCUGCUGCCAUUGUUGGCUGGUUUGAGGAUCUUGGUGCCAGUUCUAGUGAUUGUAAGGUUUAUUGUUGGAAUGGGGAUUAUCAAAAUCCUGGUGGUUGGUUUGAUGAUACAUUUGAGUUUUUUGUGGGAGCUGAGGAGACUUCGACUUCGACUUCAAGUGGGUCUGGAGAGGACCUUCCACAUGAGGGCUUGAUGCUCUCGCUUGGUUAUCUGGGUGUUCAGGAUCUGCUUUCUGUUGAAAGGGUCUGUGAAGCUUUUCGUUCUGCUGUACAAAAUGAUCCUUUGUUGUGGAGAUGUAUUCACAUCGAUUCUCCUUUGAGCGAGAGGAUUACCGAUGAUGCUCUCCUGAGGUUGACCCUCAGGUCUCAGGGGAGUUUGCAGUGCUUGAGCUUGGUGGGGUGCUCGAGGAUCACUGAUGAGGGGUUGAGGAAGGUGCUUGAGAGCAACCCGAUGCUUCAAAAGUUGAGUAUAUCUGGUUGCCUCAGGCUAACCUUGGAGGGUGUCAUUAGCAAUCUUAAAGCAUUCAAAUCUUCACGUGUGACGGGAAUAAAGCACCUGAAACUUGGUAGAUUGUUCACUGUCUCGCAAGAGCAAUAUGAUGAGCUGCAGAAGUUACUUGGUGGAGAUGAACUCAAUCAGCCGAAACCAUCUAACCCAAGGUUUUAUCAUCGCGGCGUCUCUUCUAUUGCCUGUGAUGAUAGUGAUCGUGCCCUUGAUAUCGAGUUGUGUCAAGGGUGUCAGAAGUUUAAGCUGGUGUUUGAUUGUCCUUCAGAAAGUUGUCGGGCAAAAGGACCGGAGAAUUGUAGGGCAUGUGAUGCUUGCAUCGGGAGGUGUGUGCAGUGUGGGAGGUGUGUGAAUGACUGCAGAUUUGUGGAGACUUUCUUCCUUGACUAUCUUUGUUCUGGAUGUUGGAAGCAAGCGCCUCUAAGUUAGAGUGAGCGAAUUUGCUUCCAUGUGCAUUUGUUUUGCUAGCUGAGGCCGUGGAUGAGGAUAGGCCUUAAAGCUAUGACAUUUGUGCACAAGAGUUCAGAGUAUUUAGUAAUAUGAAACAGAAAAGUCAAAAAAAAGAGGGGAAAAAAGGGAAAAAAAAAAGAAAAAAGAAAGAAAAAAGAAGAAAAGGAAUAAAAAAAAAGGAAAAUAUGAUCUCCAAUGUUUUAAGUGUAAAAAAGAAACAAGAAACAGGGGGUAUCUUCAGGGAUGAGUUGCAAUGGAGGCAGUUUUGAACUCUUCUAUAACACACUCUAGGAAGAUGCACAUUAUUUCUCUGACACGAUGUUCCUCAUGCAGUUAAGUGAAAUUUCUUCAAUAUGACGUGCACCAGAGUUAAGGGUAUUUAGUAAUACGAGAACAGGAGGAAAAAUAAAAAAAAAAAAGGAAAAAGGAAAAGAAAAUGAAAAAAGUGUACGGAGUCUUAACGAGGAAGUGUUACAAAGAAAGGACAGGAAAGCAAGUAACCAGUAGAUGUUGGGAAGCCCUUUUUAAUGAGUUACUUUGGGGGUGUAUUUGAGGACAGCAUCUUUGUAGAUGAGCUGCAAUGAGGUCAGUGUUGAACUGUUCUGUAACUUCCGCUUGGCAAGGUACAGUCAUUAUUUCUCCGACAUAAGGCUUCUCUUGUAUUAUGUGUAGGUUCAUGGGAGCCAGGUAAAUGGUUAGGCUUCUUUGCAAGACUAGGCCACUGGCUACAUGCAACGGGGUCUAGUCGGUGGCUAGGCUUGGUGGAUCUCUUUUCAUCUGUCCAGUCAAUGGCUAGGCUUGGUGGAUCUCUUCUCAUCUGACCAAGGAUUUUGUUGCGGAUGUAGAAUAUUUUAUGUAUACUUUGAGAUGCAUUUCUCAUGGAUGGAUUUUAUCAUGUGAUCUCAAUGUACCAGUAUAUGUUAGUUGUUUUAGGGGUUCACUGAUGAUGGAUUGUGGUAUUUGGAUGGUUACUGGAGCAGUUGAGCCUUCUAUCCUAUUUAUGUGCAUUGUGUAUCUGCUGUACUGCCUGUUAGAUAUUUAGUGGCUGAUAUCUCGUUA